Photinus pyralis (common eastern firefly) is the source of this 3120-nucleotide messenger RNA. RefSeq lists its product as uncharacterized. The record is from RefSeq and is a predicted model, not a curated record. The transcript has 5 exons. Lineage: Eukaryota; Metazoa; Arthropoda; Insecta; Coleoptera; Lampyridae. Bases 429 to 2759 code for a protein of 776 amino acids.
GUUUGAAGUGAACGGCGGGCCGAUCUAGUGCGCAUACUUACCACGACGGCGCUAACCGUAAGCGUUCGCGAUUGGUUAAUAAGACGAUAGAAUUGUGGCGGACUGAACGAUAUUUUAAAAAUGUCGUAAUUUGCAUUCUAAGAUGAGGAAAUCGAAAUUUAUCGCUGCACCGAGCGCGGAUACGUUGUAAAAUUGUGCGCGAAAGUUACAAAAACUGUUGUAGGUGAACUGGAGCAGCUUUCCGUGGCGGUUUAGGGCGUGUGAAGCUUGCGUACGCGAUUAUGGCUGUUGUGUUCUCUGGCGGGCGAUCCCAGUUGGCCUAGUGCCGCUUCCCAACGGCUGUACUGAUCGACGGUACCGGAAUUUAUUGACGUGUCAGUGGUAAUCAUCGAAAAAUCAUCUUAUGACUUCGAAUUGGUGUCCAGAACAUGACCCGGAAGACAUGCCUUGACCACUUACAUGUCGACGUAACUCUCAAGUCGGUAUGUCAUGAACUUUUACUCAACAAUCCAUGGUCACUUUCAAUACCAGAAGUGUGCAAGACUCUCGAUUUGCUUUUGAACGAAAAUGGAAUGACCCGAAAUAAAAUGCCAAGAACGCGUGCCCAAUCAAUGUGUUACAAACUGAAAGAAUCUCCGCUGUCGCUUACGAAUUACACCCGUCGAUUACGAACUCGGCGACACACGGCUUAUGUCAACAAUUAUCUCGAUACGUCCGGCGACGACAACAGCAACCCCGUUACGCCAAUGAGGGAGCUCAGAUCGAGCAGUCGUGUGGUGAAGGCCGAGCCCGAAAUCGGAGUGUGGGAAUCGCGGCGAUCGAAACGAACUUGCAUAGGUAAAAAGCGAGGGUCGGCCGAAGAACGACUUAUGUUCGACAAUCGCAAUUAUUACAAAGUUGAAGUAUUCAGUAGUAAACUGAGAUCGGUACGGAAGUUGAAGUCGCCUGUCGUAUCUGAGGAUAGUGAAGAUGAUAAAGCUUAUAGUUUUCCCAAGAAGAAGAAGCAGUCUGAAAUAACAAGGCUAAAUAAUGAGGCGGAGAGUUUCCUGUUUCCACACAAAUGUGAUUCGAGCUCGGAUGAUACUGACACGACCGAUCCACCACCCCCGCAACCUGUCCGGAAACGUGUUACCAAUGAGAACGUGAAACCGAAAGCGGUUAAAAUCGAACCCGACGAUGCAUCGAUGGACAGCAACUCGUCGGAGGCGUCCGUUCUUAAGAAGAAACGUAGGUUAACACAAGCAGAGGCCUUCAUUUUGGAUAAUCAAAGAUAUUAUAAGUUCGAAACGCCCGGUUCUAGAUUAAGGUACCAAGGCUCUUACUUGUCGCCCAUAACGACGAAAAACAAUGGCGAAUUCGGCGUCAAGCAUUCGCGGAUGAGAGAGCAGCCGCCGAAACCUCCGCUUCAGUUAGAAGAGUUGAAAUUCGCCUUUGAAACCGUUCCGAACACCGAACCGUGGUAUGCGACGUUUCAACGGCAGGACAAGGGCCAAGAGUGUUACACAUGUUACAAUUACUUUGCAGGGUACAAACCGUUUUUACUUCCGUACGAAAUGGGUCCGCUUCCUUCGCUUAAUCCACGCGUCUGUUUCUACGCCUACAAGCAGAUGAAGAAGGAAAUUUUGGGCGACACUGGGCCGUCUGCGUCGGAGGCGUGUAGUACGCCCGAUGCGGACAUCAUUAAGACUGAUUAUAACAGCAGUACGGGCGAAGAUACGAAGAGUAGCGAAGACGCGAGCGUAGAUUUAGUUCCUCAGAAAGUAUUCCGUAAGACGAAAAAAAGGAAGGUCUUAUCGGGUAAGAACCCGAGGAAAUCGCCUAGGCAGCACGCGUCCACCUUAGCCAUUUUAAGCAGUUUAAUUCAUCAAAGGAAACGGAGGGACUACAAGUGCAGGGUAUCUGACCAAAGUAAGCAAUUAUCGGUGAUAGCGGAGGAAAAGGAGGAGGAGCCGGAUUAUGAUGUUUUAUUUAAAAGUAUUGACGACAUGCUGUCGAAUUCGUAUGACGAUAUGAAUUUGAUGGACCGUCUCGCCGGGGAGGACGCCAUUGACGUCCGCUGCAAAUCUGAUGCCAUCGAGUGCCUGGACGACUGUAUCAGAGGGGUGAAUGGUGGCGAACGAAAGACAAAGGUUAACCCGAAAAAUGUCAUACGGAAGCCGGCCCGUAAGAAAAAGAAAAACAGAACCGGUUGGCCCAACAAAAAUAAACGAUCGACAUUUCGCAAGGAAGGCAGUGAUAGUCGGGACGGUAAUGAAAGUAUUAAGAAUUCGCGUAUCGAUUCUGGAACUGAAGAAAGUGGCUCAGACAAUAACUUAAAUAAUCGUAAGGACAAAAUUAAAUUAUCGAACAUUAACAAAAUAAACGGCGACGUGCAAGUGAGUAAAUUUAACGGCGAACUAUAUUUCAAAAAUGUCGGCGUUCCUAGACGGAAGGACCACCGCGAGUCCUCCACGGAAAAUUGCGUCGAAGUUGUGAUUCCUAGUGUUGGUGAUAAAAUCGACUGUGUUAACGUGGACCUGGCAAAGUGGGAGAACGCCGAGAAAUUGCUGGCCGCCAAAAUCCGCUGCGAGGAUAUUAAUAAUGACAUUCUUUUUCAACCGAUUGUCCGUGUACAAAAACUAGAUAGUAACAUUGAGGAAAAAUGUAUAGAAAAACAGUUUAGUGUAAGUACGCCGAAACAGAAUAGGAGGUCGCGUCGAAUGCCCGCCUCGCCUAAAUCCCCGCGUAUGUUACGAAGACCAAGAGGUAGAUGGUAUUAAAUUUUUGUUUUAUUAGACUGCUCAUUUUUUGUACUAUUUAUUUCAUGUUUCCUUUUAGAGUAGCUCCCUCCAAUUGUAAAAAGAUUUUUGUACCAAAUUAAUUUAGUCUAUUGUGGAUUUAUUUUAUUGUGUUCAAUUUUUUAUAUAUACCGAGCGCCCCAUGCAGACAACAGUAAGGAUUCCGUUUGUUUACAAAAUGGCAUUUAAAGGGUAACAUUUCGCCCGAGUCUCUUAGUGCCAAAUUAAUCGCAAUGGAGAAUUAGACUGACGUAAGAACAUGAGCGGAAUGUGCCAUUUAUUUGCCAUUUGCAAAAUGUUUUAGUUAAAUAGAAUAUAUUUAAAAUAAACAUUUAUAAAUUAA